AAAUACAAAAUUUUUAUAUUAUUAUUAUUAUUAGUUCAUCUUUCGUCGUACUUCCCGAAACCUAUAAAAACAAAAAUCGCACUUCCCUUCAAUUAGCUUUGUCUCUUCGGAUUCAUUGACGAGUGUUCUGAGGAUAAACCAAUUCUUGGAAGUUUAAACAUGAAGCGAAAGCGGGGGCACAAAAAGGGAAAAUUCAAAGGGGCAUCUGCAGCAGCUAGAAAGGAGGCUAUGUCAAAUGCUGUUAGUCUUAAUAACACAGAAGAUAAUUCCGAUAAGGUGGAUGAGUAUGGAAAUGAUGAAUAUGAGUCAACGAUGGAGAUUAAUACACCUUCUUCAACUGGGACUGAUCAGCCCCUGAAUGUUGCAAAUAUAAACCCCGAUGGGUCAAUUGAUAAGGCUUUAGGAAAGCCAGUUGGACGUGUGAAAGUGAAAUUGAAGACUUCAAAAAUUUUGGAUUCUUCACAUAGUGAUACUGAUAAGAGUAGCUCGCAAAUGGGUUUCGAGAGACAAGGUGGCAUUGUUGACAGAAUGGAGGACAGUGCUAUGUCAUUGGCCGAACUGAAAAUGGGUCUUUUGGGGAAUUCAAUGAGGAAAGCUGGGAGCAUUAAGAUUAAGCCAUCUAAGGCUUUGGCUGGUUCAAGUGUUGACAACACUAGCAACAAUGUCACGGCACAAGGCGAGAGUUCUUUUCAAAAACAACAUAAGAGACCUCGUACAGAUAAUCAAUAUGACAGAGAAGAACUAGAUGCAGCAUUGAUGGUAAUUAAGAAGGUAAUGAAAAUGGAUGCAGCUGAGCCCUUUAAUGCUCCUGUGAAUCCUGAAGCUUUGGGAAUACCAGAUUAUUUUGAUGUUAUAGAUACACCAAUGGAUUUUGGAACAAUAUGUUCAAAUCUUGAAAAUGGUGAUAAGUAUAUGAACUCAGAAGAUGUCUACAAGGAUGUACAGUACAUCUGGGAGAAUUGUAACAGGUAUAAUAACAAAGGUGACUAUAUCUUGGACCUUAUGAAGCGGGUGAAGAAAAAUUUUAUGAAGUACUGGAUGGCAGCUGGGUUAUACAGCGAACAACCAAUUGGAAACAAUGGUGUCGAAAUUAUUCAAAUUGAAAAUGCUGCCCAGUCCAGUCAAGGAAAAGUACACAUUAAAGGUGGCCAAUCAAAGCAGAAGUCAGGAAAACGUCAUGGAAGGCGUCAUAAACAUGAUUGUUUAUGUGCUAUAUGUGUUCUAAAACGCCGCAAAAGGGAGCGUGAGGAGAGUGCUCGAAUCGCUAACCGCCAGAUUGGAGUUGGUGUUCAAGAGGAAACUUCUCCCGUAGAAAGUCCUGGUGGUGAUGAUUCAUCAUCAGAUUCAGGUGAAUCACAAGAACUUGAUGCAGAUACUGAGGUUGAAGGGAAAAGACAGGAGAUGAAAAUGCUGAGUACAAAGCCUCAAUAUAGCCAUAUGGACAGGAAGCAUGAGGCAGAUGAGGACGAAGAGGAAGAGGAUGAGGAGGAUGAAGAAGAGGAUGGAGAAGAAGAAGAUGAAGAGAAUGAGACGGAGAUUCAAAAGAAAGGUGAGGGUGAAGUCUCAAGAGAGUCUAUCAGACAAUCUGAACCAGGAAAAGCUCAGCAGCCUGGAGCAGGAGUCCAGAUACAUUCCCUGGGGCAUGAGGACGAAACUGCCACUGUUAAGGAGAAAAUGGAUAAGGAGUCACAAGAUUGGGAAGGAAAAGCGAAGCUGUACAGUAACUUCCAAGUUGAAAGUCCCAUGCUUUUGAAUUUAUGUGGAAUUCUCUUCCCCAACAAUAAAAAAUCUGUCUGGAAUGGACCUCAUUCCCUGCUUCACUGCCAGGAUUCUACUCAUAAUAAUUCCAUUCAUGCAGCUAUCGAGUCGCUAAUGAAGUAGUGAUUAUUGGUUUUGGAGGUGAUUCAACAAGUCUGAAGUCAGAGACCUCUGGAUUGAAAAAUGUCUAACUCUCCAGCGACUCAAGUGGCCAUUUUACGUUUUUACUAUGCUUUAUACGCAAUGCUAACUGUCUUGAGCAUCUGAACUUUGGUAACGAUAUAUAAGCAAAGUGGUCCUCUGAAGCCAUGGCUAAACUUCUGAAAUUAAUUUUUAUUGCACUCCAAUUAUUAAGAACUUCUGUAAUUGUAUAGAGAUUCUGGGAUUAAAUGCAGUUUAGAGAGGGUAGGCAGAGUUAGUGAGCCCGCCCUUGUCCAGAAUUCAUUGGCUGAUCUGUAUUACUGAUUAAAUUCUUCCACAUCUUAUGGUCAAGAAAUUUCAUCAUA
Molecule: messenger RNA, 2264 nt
Organism: Mangifera indica (mango)
Lineage: Eukaryota; Viridiplantae; Streptophyta; Magnoliopsida; Sapindales; Anacardiaceae
Product: bromodomain-containing protein C631.02
Exons: 9
Coding region: 160-1881 (573 amino acids)
Molecular function (GO): protein binding
Source: RefSeq, a predicted model, not a curated record